Molecule: messenger RNA, 2072 nt
Organism: Eutrema salsugineum
Lineage: Eukaryota; Viridiplantae; Streptophyta; Magnoliopsida; Brassicales; Brassicaceae
Product: ubiquitin carboxyl-terminal hydrolase 24
Exons: 8
Coding region: 390-2072 (560 amino acids)
Biological process (GO): protein deubiquitination
Cellular component (GO): nucleus; cytosol
Molecular function (GO): cysteine-type endopeptidase activity; cysteine-type deubiquitinase activity
Source: RefSeq, a predicted model, not a curated record
UGUAAAGACGCGACGACGCGUUUGACGAAAGAGGAGACGAAGAUCCAAACGCGGCGCUAAGCUCCGUCCUCGACUCCUCCACCAAAACUAUCCGACAAAGAGAAGGAACCCUAAUUUUUUUACUCAAAUCAUCCCAAAAGAGAAAAACAGACAAGGGGGGGCUUCCAUUUCUAAAUCCUCUCUUUCUUCCUCGCCUCUUCCCCUUUCAUGUCUCCUCAAGUCGCCGACUCUCAUUCAGGGUUGUUGGUGCCUCAAACCCUAGAUUUUUAUUUCGGUUUUGAAACUUCUUUCAUCUCGUUUCCGUUGGAUCUCUCUCUGAAUCAGAUUACUUGUUGUGGGCUGUUGUGCUGCUCUUCAAUUUCUUCUCCCUUGCGUUGUAUGUGCCAAGUAUGAGUGAAAAGAAGGUAUUUGUGUUUGGAUCCUUUACAGAACAUGAAACAAGGUCAUUACUUGAACAGAAACCCAUUAAGGCUCCUCAGAUUCAUAAAGAGAAGUGUGUGGGAAGUAUACAAUUCGGCUCCUUGAAUCUUGUUGCGGAAAAUUCUUCAGUAAAUACUAAUGGCGAGUUGAAGAAAGGUCAGGCUGAUGGGACAGUCAAAUCUCGACCCUCCAGCUCUCAUAAGGAGGGUAAAAGUUUUCAAUCUGCUGAGUCUCAAAAGAGACAUGAUGCUUCUAGACCUUCCAGCUCUGAUAAGUGCAAUGAUAGUGUUCCAAAACUCCCUGGGAAACACUCUUCAGGAGUUCCAGAGCAUGUGGAAGAAAAUGGUACUAUAAAAGAGGUCUCUGACAGAAAAUCUCUCAACAAUGGUGUGGCGAUGAAAAUAGAUCCUACUAGUUUUGAUAACUUGUGUGUGUCAGAUGGUGAAGGUGAUUCUUUAUUUAAAGCUUCGAGCUCAAAAUUCCAAGCUCUGGACAGCGAAAUUUUGUCAAGUGACUCUUCAUCUGGCAGCAUACCAAGAAAGGACAACCAGAUGGUUGCUACUGAGUCCCUUCCGCCCAUUAAAGACUUUACACCAAGAGGAUUAAUAAACGCUGGAAAUUUGUGCUUCCUCAAUGCAACGCUGCAGGCUUUACUCUCGUGUUCUCCUUUUGUGCAGCUCCUCCAGGGAAUACAACUCCAAAAUAUUCCAAAGGCUGAGUCUCCAACGUUAGCUGCAUUUUCCGAGUUCAUCUCUGAAUUAGAUGUGCCAAGCAGUUCAAGCUUCAGAAAUAAUGUUGCCGUUGUUGAGUAUGGUAGACCUUUUACACCUGCCAUGUUUGAGGGAGUACUUAGAAAUUUUACCCCAGAUGUACUCAACAACAUGUCUGGGCGGCCAAGACAGGAAGAUGCUCAGGAGUUUCUGAGUUUUAUUAUGGACCAAAUGCAUGAUGAGUUGCUGAAACUCAGGGAACAAUCCACUUCUUCUAAGUCCUCGGUUGUUUCUUCUGCCAACGAUGAUGAUGAAUGGGAAACAGUUGGACCCAAAAACAAAUCAGCUGUGACUAGGACACAAAGCGUUGUUCCUACUGAGCUCAGCGCUAUAUUCGGCGGGGAGCUUAGAAGCGUAGUGAAGGCACAAGGGAACAAAGAUUCUGCUACGGUACAGCCAUAUCUCUUACUUCACCUUGAUAUUCACCCGGAAGCUGUGACUACAAUAGAAGAUGCAUUGCAUUUGUUUUCUGCCCCAGAAGAUCUUGAAGGGUAUCGAGCCUCGGUUACUGGGAAGGCUGGUGUAGUGAGUGCUAGAAAGUCGAUAAAGAUACAGAAACUCUCAAAGAUAAUGAUUCUGCACCUAAUGCGUUUUAGCUACGGAAGCCAAGGGAGUACUAAGCUGCAUAAACCCGUCCAUUUUCCCCUCGAACUCAACUUAGGCCGCUACCUUCUUGUUUCUCCUUCCAACAAGGGUUUAAAAUAUGAACUUGUGGCGACUGUUACUCACCAUGGAAGGGAUCCCUCAAAAGGACACUACACGACAGAUGCUCGACGAAAGAACGGUCAGUGGCUUAGAUUUGAUGAUGCCUCAGUGACUGCCAUAGGGACAAAACAGGUUUUGCACGACCAAGCGUAUGUCCUCUUUUACAAGCAAGUGUAA